This is a messenger RNA of Ananas comosus (pineapple), 1755 nucleotides long. RefSeq lists its product as uncharacterized. Gene Ontology annotation, molecular function: ATP binding; metalloendopeptidase activity; ATP-dependent peptidase activity. The record is from RefSeq and is a predicted model, not a curated record. Gene Ontology annotation, biological process: proteolysis. Bases 223 to 1266 code for a protein of 347 amino acids. The transcript has 7 exons. NCBI's taxonomy places the organism in Eukaryota, Viridiplantae, Streptophyta, Magnoliopsida, Poales, Bromeliaceae.
AUUAACCCUUUACUUUUCUUCUCCCAUAUCCUCUUUACAUGUGUGAUUCAAAUGGAGGGCAAAGUGAGAAAUGUCACUUUCAGGGCAACUGUGACCUCUAGUUUAUUUGGUGGAUAUGUGGCUGGACCACAUUGAUUUUUAACUUUUUGAGGGGCAACUGAUAAGAAAGGGCUUCCUUUUUGAACAAGCUGCUGUCUUUGCUCUGUUUUUGGGGAAAGGAGGAUGAAUUUGGUGUUAUGUUGUGGUGGCUAUUUGCCUAAUAUAAAGAUGAGAGUGCCUAUUUGUAGAGCUCUGAAGCCCUCUGAUUCAGCUUUGAGUUCUCUUCGUGAGACAGGUGGAUCAAGGUUGCAGGUGCUGGAGCAAGUUGACGAGGAGCUGAGGAGGGGAGAUGAUAGGGCUGCUCUUUCUCUGGUGAAGGGCCUGCAAGGGAAGCCUGAGGGUCUUAGGUGCUUUGGAGCAGCAAGGCAGGUGCCCCAAAGACUUUACAGCUUAGAUGAGCUGAAGUUGAAUGGAAUCGAUACAUCCUCUUUUCUAUCACCUGUUGAUUUCACUCUGGGUUCAAUCGAGAGAAAUCUUCAGUUUGCCGCACUUCUAGGAGGCUUUUCAGCAUGGGUUGCAUUUGGUUUUUCGCCAGCACAGAUUCUGUACAUUUCAUUAGGUCUACUGUUUCUGUGGUCUGUAGACUUGGUCUCUUUUAAUGGAGGUCUGAGGAAUUUGUUGCUUGAUACCAUUGGUCAUUCAUUCAGUCAAAAGUAUCACAACAGAGUUGUUCAGCAUGAAGCUGGUCACUUCUUAAUAGCAUACUUGCUUGGUGUACUCCCAAAGGGAUAUACAUUGACUAGCUGGGAAGCUUUGAUUAAGGAAGGAUCACUUAAUGUGCAAGCAGGGACUACUUUUGUGGAUUUCGAGUUCCUUGAGGAAAUUGACACCGGAAAAGUAUCUGCGAAGAUGCUGAAUAGGUUCUCAUGCAUAGCACUGGCUGGUGUAGCAACAGAGUAUCUUUUAUAUGGGUACUCUGAAGGAGGGCUUGCCGACAUUGGUAAGUUGGAUGGGUUGCUGAAGAGCUUAGGGUUUACACAAAAAAAAGCUGAUUCACAGGUUAGAUGGGCUGUGCUGAACACCAUUCUAUUACUGCGCCGACAUGAAAGAGCUAGAUUACAGCUAGCGGAGGCAAUGUCUUCAGGAAUGUCUGUUGGUUCUUGCAUUGGAGUAAUAGAAAUGAACAUUGACUCUGCCGAUGUUGAGAUGCAGGUUGGUGGAGAAUAGCCACGACCUAUCUCAACCAAAAAAAAAAAAAAAAAAAAACGAGAUAAUGGUGAGGAGCACACUUGCCCGUUACUUGUAUUGCAUUGGAAUGAUCUUUUUGAUUGUGCUGUAGUGUAGUACAAUCUACUUGCUGUGGGAAACCCUGCCAGAUUAGUUUCAUUUGAUGCUUGUUCAACUAUAACAAGCCCGAGUAAAAGGGAAGAUAUAUUGCGAAAGAAGGAUUGUCAACCCAGCGCUGGAAGUUCGCACACCUGUUUACGGAGAGCAUCUUACUACCAGCAUAUGCUACUACAAGCAUAAAGGCUUUUAGAUUAGAAUUCUGCGGAAAUAAUUCUUUUCUAAACUGUUGCUGGUUUAUACUACACGAAUUGUUCUGACCUCGAGUCUUCUUUCUUGAUAUUGUCCCAGAUUUUACUGCGAUUAUUACGAUGCUUCUAUCAUGCACGCUGGUACGCACUUCAUUAUAAUUUUCUAUUGUUUCUUUGUUUC